GUCAGGGCCGGGUCAUGCGAGGUGCAAACAAGCAGUUUUAUGGGCGCACUGGUGGCUAGCUGACGCGCCCUCGGUUCACGUCGUUCGGUACCUGACGGAUUCCCAUGUCGUCUUAUGCAGGGACCGCCCGGAGGCCUUCCUUCUUUGCUGCAUCUGCCCCUCAUCGUCUCCUCAGUGUUCGCCAUACAUACAUACAGCCUCCAAUGCUGACGGAGAGACUCUGACCUCUCAGGCAAGUCGCUGUCUCGACACUCCUGUACCAUGACGUCUUUAGGCGCCACGCCCCUCGCACGAAUUCCGGAUCAUGUCUGCACCGACACCAAACCCCAAAUGGCUUUGGUUCCUGCCCGAUUGGCUCGGCGACGGAAGUCAUGAUGUUAGUCGCUAGAUCGAGCAGUUCCUCUUGGAUUCACACCCACCAAACUCCCAGCCUGCUACGAUACUCCACUCUGCCUUUGUACCGCUCUUUUCUGCCUGCACUGCCCUACCGCCAUGCCUAUCCGUAACCCUUUCCGCCGCGCUGGUGCGCCUGACCAGGCUGAUGACGCCCAACGGAACGCCCCGGAGAACGACUUCAAGACCGCAACUGUCUCGGGAGCCACGCCCUUGAAGCUGAAGGAUCCAGCAGAAUACAAAUUGAGUGAGAUCAACGAUAGCGGCGUGUACUUGCCGCCCUCACCACACCACGAGAAGCCAACGUUCUGGCACACCAAGUCCAACGUCUCGACAACCUCAUCGAACCACCGGAGCCUUCUUGCCGAAAAUGAGCCCUUUAGCAUUUCGCGCGAAAGUUUUGAUUCGUACCGGAGAUCAUUUGACAUCUCCGCGCGCUCGCCAAUCACUGACAGUGUCCACGAGACGUAUCCUCGCCAAUCGCUCGACGCGCGCAGAUCCAUAGACACGCGGCGCUCUUUUGACGCCCGUCGCUCACGCGCCACACCCCGCUCAUCCAUGCAACAAGGCCGCCCUAGCGAAAGCCAUGAUCAGGUACCCGAGGAGGGCUUUGAGGAUGUGGGGCUGAAUGACGAGCCUAAGCCCCAGCCCAAAAAGCGCGGCAUCUUCUCCCGCUUUGGCGACAACAACCACUCCAAUGACCGCACCGAAGAGCGUCCUACCUCGAGUCACCACUUUUCCCUAACAGGUCGCAAGAGGGCGGAAAGCGGAGCCGGGUCUGAGCUCAAGCCCAUGCCUAAACCUGCCCCAGAAAUGGCUGUCGAGUCGCGGUGAAUAAUAUGCAUCAUAUCGAGCACACGAAUUUUGACGGCAGUGUUUUUCUUUCUCUUUAAAUGUAGUAGUAUGUGAGUUUUUUUUUUCAGCGCCCGAGGAUGCUUUGAUUUUGAUCAGCAACCUCUUGGUCAUGUUGAUAAUACCCUAAUGGAAAGGGGAAUUUGGCAUCCGUGGCGUUUUUUUGGACACAGACAUGGAUUGUGUCACUACAAUGGUCAACCAAGUUGCAAUCGUUUUUGCAUAUUCAUGAGCAGCUGGAGGAUAAGUGCGGUUUGCUGUAAAUAUGUAAAUGCAAGGUUCAAGCCGCGUAAUAUGUAUUCCGUGCUUAUUGGGAUCGCUCACAUAAGAUUGUGGAGACUGUGGAGGUCGGUACUGGAGUUUCCCGUAUCCCCCCCCCCUUUGCACCGUUACACGAGAAUACGUAAUAGCCAAC
Messenger RNA from Bipolaris sorokiniana ND90Pr, 1660 nucleotides. RefSeq lists its product as uncharacterized. The transcript is spliced from 4 exons. Bases 493 to 1227 code for a protein of 244 amino acids. NCBI's taxonomy places the organism in Eukaryota, Fungi, Ascomycota, Dothideomycetes, Pleosporales, Pleosporaceae. The record is from RefSeq and is a predicted model, not a curated record.